UCAGUAAACAGAAGUGUCAAGUUGAUUUGAGAAAUUAAUAAAAAAAAUGUGAAAUUUUUAAAAUUAAUUAUGAUACAUGAAAAAAUUAAUUUAAUAAGAAAAAAAUUAAUUUUUAAAUCAUAUAGAUAUAAAAAUAGAUAUUAAUUUUUUUUAAAAACAAGUAUAUUUUUCAUGUGAAAUGAUUUCGUGUACUUUUAGAAUUUUUUGUAUUUUGUUGCUGAAUGUGCAAAUUGUUCCCGCAUUAAAUGAUGAAGUGGUAAACAUUUUAGGAAAUAAUGAAUAUAUGAAUAAUUUCAUUGAUAAUGUGGAAAACAAUGAAACAAUUUCUCAGAAAAUUGCAAAUAAUGAACAAAAUAAUGUGAAAAAAAAUUCUUGGUUUUUAAACGUACCACUUUUGCCAAUUGUUGUUGCUACCUCCAAUUCAAUUCCAGAAGGUUAUUGCAAAAAACAAUUGCAUUUGUAUCUUUCGCACUUGAACAAUGGAACACUAUGGGCAACUGAAAUGUUUGAUUCAUCAGCAAAAUAUCCUUAUGGAAUUUUGGAGGGAUUAACACGACAUUUAGGAAUAUUUGAUCAAUGUCAUCGAAUUCAUACGACGAUACCGAAUAAUGAAAAUAAUGAAGAAAUUCGUGGUAGAUAUUGCCUCGUUGAUAUUGAAUAUCAUGAAAAAAAUGAAUCCGCAAAUGUAUCAGAAUAUAUGGAUAUUUGGUUUGAUUCUCAUGGUUCAGCGUGGGAGGCAAUUCGAGAAAAAGAUGAUGUAAGACGUUACGAAAGAUACCGGUUGCAAAUGGCUCUAUGUACUCCAGCAAGUUGUUAUCCAGACGAUAUUGUCAAUGCAUUGACGGAACCCUUGGAAAAAUUUGCAGAACAAUAUAAUUUGAGAAUAAAAAUCUCGAUAAAUGAGAAAUUUUGUCAUGCAGCUCAUGAAACUCCAAAAUUAUCUAAUAAUACUAUUAUAUUUUGUUGCAUCGUCCUUUUAAUGAUUAUCCUAAUUGUCAUUAGUUCAAUUUACGAUUACAUAAAUGACAAUAAAGAGGAAAAUCAAUCACUUCGCAAGGAAAUAUUAUACUGUUUUUCAGCACAACGAAGUUUAAAAAGUAUUUUUAGUAUCAAUUAUCGACAUCGUGGAUUUGAUGUUUUGCAUAUUUUCAGAUUUGCUUUUUCAACUAUCGCGGCUGUUGGACAUCGACAUAUACAAGUUUUACAUGUCUCAAAUAUAACCGCCAGAUAUUUUGAAAUGACAACGAUGUCAAAUAUUUAUACCAUGAUUUUUCACAAUGGAUCAAUAAUUGUAGAUGCAUUUUUUGGAUAUGGUGGACUUGUAUUAAGUUAUCAAUUAUUAGAUUAUUUGGAACAUUCGUCAAAGAAUUUUAAUGUUUUUCUUUUAAUUUUAAAACGAUUUAUUAGAUUAGCUCCUCUUUAUAUGUUCGUGACAUUUGCCUAUGCAGUAUUAUUUUACCAUUUGGGUUCAGGACCAUUUUGGGAAGACAGAUUUGGAUUCGAUAAAGAUGCUUGCUCCACUUAUUGGUGGACAAAUCUUCUUUUCAUCAGUAACUAUUAUAAUAGCAGAAAUACAUGUAUUUUUCAAUCAUGGUAUGUGGCGGUAGAUUUUCAUUGUUUUGUAAUUGGAAUAUUUUUGAUAUUGGCAUUUCGAAAAAUGUCUCGAAAAAUUGGUUACAUAUUUCUAAGUAUUAUUUUAAUGCUUUCCAUUGCAAUACCUUUUUAUGAAACUUACAAAUAUGACAUUAGUCCAUUUAUAGAGGGAUUUGGCAAAAUCAGAAAAAUGGAAGAUUACAGAUAUUUUACAGAUCAUUAUGUGAAAACUCAUAUGCGAUUGCCAGCUUAUUUUGUUGGUUUAAUUAUGGGAGCUGUUAUUUAUGAUUAUAAGUUCGCGACGUGGCGACUUUCUAAGGGCUGGUCUCAAUUUUUAUUCAUUCUACAAGUAGUAGUAUUGAGUCUUCUUAUUCAAAAUUUAGGAUAUUACUUUGUUGAUCCAAAUGUGAAAUUAAAUUUAUUUUUAAAAAGUCUUUACGCAAGUAUUCAUCGACCAAUUUUCUCAUUUAGUAUGUGUUCUGUCGUUUUACUUUUGACAAUUGGUGAUGGACUAGAUUUUCAGUAUAAUUUCAUGACACCUCGUUGGGUGCAACCAAUAUCCAAACUUUCUUAUGCUUAUUUUCUCAUACACUUUUUUAUUCUAUCUUAUGAUGUCGGAACUGCGAGAACAGCCUUUACUUUUACCUUUUUUAAUCUUAUCAGAUAUAGUGUAAUUGAUUCUAUUUAUACGUUAAUAUUAUCAUUAUUUCUCGUUGUUUUAAUUGAGGAACCGUUCAAGAAUCUUGGAAAUUUAUUAUUUAGAGGAAAAAUUGCCACCAAACCAAUCAAAAAAUCUGAGAUAACGAAGAAAAUGGAGUAACUAGAAAAAAUUGUAUAAAAUAUUUAAAUAACAAACAUAUUCCUUUAUUAUUUAAGUAUAUUAACUUAAAUUAAGAGAAUAUUUAAAAUGUAUACAUAUAGAAUAUACGCUGUCAUUAGAUUUUUUUAUUAAAAUAAAUUAUGAUAUAAAAUGGAAA
Leptopilina boulardi is the source of this 2570-nucleotide messenger RNA. RefSeq names its product nose resistant to fluoxetine protein 6-like. Gene Ontology annotation, molecular function: acyltransferase activity, transferring groups other than amino-acyl groups. The record is from RefSeq and is a predicted model, not a curated record. The transcript has 12 exons. NCBI's taxonomy places the organism in Eukaryota, Metazoa, Arthropoda, Insecta, Hymenoptera, Figitidae. Bases 179 to 2413 code for a protein of 744 amino acids.